Cylicocyclus nassatus is the source of this 264-nucleotide messenger RNA. Lineage: Eukaryota; Metazoa; Nematoda; Chromadorea; Rhabditida; Strongylidae. The record is from the annotation of a GenBank genome assembly.
AUGACUGUAGUAUUUUCGGUCGUAUACAGUGCUGCCAAUAUACUACAAUCGUUCAUUACAAACCCCUCGAUGUACAGCCGUCUUGUGUCUUAUGCAAUGAUGAUGCUACCCAACGGUUGCUCACCGAUGGAAGAUCCGGUAAUGAUGUAUAUGCGGUCGGAAGUCUUAAGGCAACGAAAGAAGCCUAAAGAAAGCAGAAGGCAGUUGGCACAGUUACAGCAAGAGAUGAAUAUAUAUACAUGGACACCUGGUUAUCCGGUUUGA